GUCACUUCCGUAUGACGCGUCGCGUCGGCGCUGCGUCACUUCCUGCCGCUACCGGUGUGGACGGUGGGUGGCGGCGGGCCGGCUGUCCGGCGCUCCCCUCCCCUCCUCCCUCCCUCCCUGUCCCUCCCUUGGCGGCCGCGCGUCGCGGGGACUCCCGACCCGGCCUCGGUGUCAGUGCGGGGGCCCUGAGCAGCCCGAGGCGCCGCGGCCGAGGAGGAGGACAACCGCGACCCUCGGUCCGCGCUUCGCGUCACCCCGCUCGCCGCCGCCGCCGCCGCCAUGGCCAUGAGGCAGACGCCGCUCACCUGCUCCGGCCACACGCGGCCGGUGGUGGAUUUGGCCUUCAGCGGCAUCACGCCGUACGGCUACUUUCUGAUCAGCGCUUGCAAAGAUGGCAAACCUAUGCUCCGCCAGGGAGAUACGGGAGACUGGAUUGGAACCUUUUUGGGUCAUAAAGGUGCUGUCUGGGGUGCAACAUUGAAUAAGGAUGCCACCAAAGCUGCCACAGCUGCUGCAGAUUUCACGGCCAAAGUGUGGGAUGCUGUCUCAGGAGAUGAAUUGAUGACCCUGGCUCAUAAGCACAUUGUCAAGACUGUGGAUUUCACACAGGAUAGCAACUACCUGUUAACUGGAGGACAGGAUAAACUGCUGCGCAUAUAUGACUUGAACAAACCUGAGGCAGAACCUAAGGAAAUUAGUGGUCACACUUCCGGUAUUAAAAAGGCUCUCUGGUGCAGUGAGGAUAAACAAAUCCUUUCAGCUGAUGAUAAAACUGUUCGUCUUUGGGAUCAUGCUACGAUGACAGAAGUGAAAUCUGUGAAUUUUAACAUGUCCGUGAGCAGCAUGGAGUAUAUCCCUGAGGGAGAGGUCCUGGUGCUUACUUAUGGGCGGACUAUUGCUUUUCAUAGUGCACUUAGUCUGGAGCCAAUUAAAUCCUUUGAAGCUCCUGCAACCAUCAAUUCUGCAUCUCUUCACCCUGAGAAGGAGUUUCUUGUUGCAGGUGGAGAAGACUUUAAACUGUAUAAGUAUGAUUAUAAUAGUGGAGAAGAAUUAGAAUCCUACAAAGGUCACUUUGGUCCCAUUCACUGUGUGAGAUUUAGUCCUGAUGGGGAACUCUAUGCCAGUGGUUCUGAAGAUGGAACAUUGAGAUUGUGGCAAACUGUUGUAGGAAAAACCUAUGGCCUUUGGAAAUGCGUGCUUCCUGAAGAGGACAGUGGGGAGCUGGCCAAGCCAAAGAUCGGUUUUCCAGAAACAGCGGAAGAGGAGCUGGAAGAAAUUGCUUCAGAGAAUUCAGAUUCCAUCUACUCUUCAACUCCUGAAGUGAAGGCCUGAGCAUCAGAUGUAUGCCGUAGACACCAUAGAGUUGAUGGACUGAACAAGCAGAGAAAGCAUCAGCUUUCAGAGCUACUCUCUGCCUGUGGCAAAGAGGGCAGAAACUAUUGGGAAUAUGAAUGAGUGCCAGUGCACAAACAACUACUCUGUGUCCUGUGAGUGCAAAGAGCUGAGUGUGUGAGGUGCAGGCAGGAGGGUAUGCUCAUGUAGUGCCAUAGCCUGCUGUCUCGAAUGAACAAGCCAACGUACAAUUUCCAUUUUACACUUCAAUUUCUUGUAGCUGUUUAUGUUAUGGAGAAGAAAAAUAUAUUGGCCUAUUUUUCUGACUUUUCCCUUAAAGCAGAAUGUCUUUUUCUCUUUGCUUAGUUGUGAAGAAGAGGAAAUACAUGAUAAAGUAACUGGUUUGAUCUCUUUCAUUGUACACUGACUGCUUCUGAACAUCCAAUAUUUUUUAGUUACCUAAAUAAAAUGCCUCUAAAACAAAAUAAUGUUCUGUUUCUUUGGGAAAUUCUGAUACAUUUGAGUAUUAAAACUGGAAAUACCCAGAAAGGUUCUACAGCAAUUUGUAGCAAAAGACAGUUUGGUUACAGGGUCUGAAUUAAACAUUCCCUAAUUUUGAAAUUCAGUUAUAUAAACUUGAAAUUUUCAUGACUUUUGCUGGGUGUUCAUUUGCUUUCUUCCAGAUUGAUAGAAUUGCUUUUCUUGCCUCUUUAAACAUGCAUGUUAAUUACUAUAAAAGAAAAGCAAUUAGAAAGAACAGAAAAAUAACUUGAAACCCCAAUUCUUCUGAAAACUACUAUACAUAGUAGAACAUCUGUGUGUUUGUAUAUACAGCCACAUGAGGGCUGGGGAUUUCAAGCGCAAGGCCCUGGGUUCGGUCCUCAGCUCCGGAAAAAAGAAAAACAAAACAAAACAAAAAAACAAAACAGCCACAUGAUUUUAUGAAACUGGGUUAAUCUUACUUGAAAUAUUAAGAUGUAUUAGAUUUUUUUGCAUCACAUCCUUUAAGUUUGGGUUUUUCAAAAGUCAUCAACUUUGUAAUAAAUUGGAUCAGUUAAAUAUAUUUGUAGUUUAUUUACUUUUUACAGUAUGAAGAGAUUAAAUUAGUAAUUUGGGAAUGCAUAUGAACAGCAUCUGUUAAUUUGCUUUUUUGUAAUUUGUCUUUUGAAUGGCCUUUAAUACUUUGCUUAGAAGAAAAAAAAGUUAAGUUUUGACAGGUUGUGACAACUGGAAGGCACUACACACAGUGCUAGCCCAGAAGAGCCAGGAGGACGCAUGUCACAGGAGACCAUUGAGGAGCCUAGGCAGUGUUGUCCUGUGUCCAUGUUGAACGUGCCUGGUCCUCUGCUCUGUACUAGUAUUGUCAAUGUAUCAAUAAACUGAGAGUCUGACCGCAAAUAAACUUGACAUGCAUCUUUUGGAA
Messenger RNA from Onychomys torridus (southern grasshopper mouse), 2755 nucleotides. It is a transcript of the gene Strap, whose product is annotated as serine/threonine kinase receptor associated protein. Gene Ontology annotation, cellular component: SMN complex. Lineage: Eukaryota; Metazoa; Chordata; Mammalia; Rodentia; Cricetidae. The record is from RefSeq and is a predicted model, not a curated record. Gene Ontology annotation, molecular function: RNA binding; protein binding. The transcript is spliced from 10 exons. Gene Ontology annotation, biological process: spliceosomal snRNP assembly. The coding region runs from base 280 to 1332 and encodes 350 amino acids.